AUGAAUCGUAAGAACACGCUCAGGGGUUCUGCUAAAAACAGACCCACGACCACACCUGAUAACUUAGAAAAUGCCUUAAUGGUGAAUGAAAACCAACUGAUACAUAUCGACCCAGUACCUGACUUUCAAGAGAAGAUAGAUGUUAAAGUAUGGCUACAAGAAAUGUUUUUCCCCAUGGGGAUAGAUAUUGUCAUCGAGAGGUCCGAUAAAACAAAAAUAAUAUUCAAAUGUAAACCUAGUGAUUACAGAAGCCAUGAACCAAAGGACCUACGGCAAAAGGAACCAGUUGACGAUAAAAGACACAUAUGCCCAUUUAGGGUGCGGUGUACUUUCUCUACCCAACUAAAGAAAUGGAAGAUCGUGAUAAUAAAUAACUCGCACUCUCAUCCAUUGAAAUUCAACCCACACUCAGAUGAAUAUGCUAAGUUUAAAAGAAAUCUAAGAGAUAGAGAAAUGACUGAAACGUUGAAAAAGUUUGAAGAACUAGAGUAUAAAGCCAAGUCAAAUCUUCCGAUGGAAAAUCUGCUAUCAGGAAACUCAAUUAUUUCUUGUGAUUGUGGCCUAACGAAGGAAAUUAAGACAAUCAAUAACGUUUACUUGCCACUAAAUGCCACUCAAUUACAGGAUGAGAUAGAUGUCUCGAAAAUACUGGAGUGUCAAAAUAAAAAACAAAAGAAUAAACAAAAGGUAAUGAAGAAAAGAAAGAGCGAGAAAAACGAACUUGCUAACAUUAAGAAAGAGGAACCUAGCUGUUCAAGUGCUUUGAUUCAUGACAAAGGCUUCGAAAUCACUCAAGAUGAUCUCAUACAAUGUGGUAUCAAUGAUAUUAACGAUUAUGACUGCGAUAAAUACUACACAGAGCUUCUGAACAAGGAAAGUUACGCGGAUGCAUCCUAUUGUAACAUCGCAGAUUUUUCGAACAUGAACGAAAUUGAUUUUACUGGGAUGUUUAACAAAUCAAAACCAGCUCAACCUAGUCUCACUAAAGGUGAUGAUCUUUUUAGUUCAAUAGCAAAUGAUAACUUCUUUAGUUAUGAAGAGAAUAUCAAGGAUACGACAUUGGUAGAGCCAGAACUUCUAAUGGCGCCUGUACAAGACAUCAACGAAAACAAUAUCGAUGAUAUAUUCAAGAUGUCCACUAACACAUCAUCUACUCCAAUAUCACCAUCUACUGACCCAUCAACUGAUAUUGACCAAAAAAUACCCGACCCUCUCGAGUUCGAGAAUGUCAAUUAUUUAGACAAGUAUGUUGAUCUAUCAACCGUAAUGAUUAAUGAUCCUGCGAAGGAAACUUACGACUCUCUUUUUAGUUAA
This is a messenger RNA of Nakaseomyces glabratus, 1314 nucleotides long. RefSeq names its product Aft2p (gene AFT2). Gene Ontology annotation, molecular function: DNA-binding transcription factor activity, RNA polymerase II-specific. Gene Ontology annotation, biological process: positive regulation of transcription by RNA polymerase II; cellular response to iron ion starvation. Lineage: Eukaryota; Fungi; Ascomycota; Saccharomycetes; Saccharomycetales; Saccharomycetaceae. The record is from RefSeq and is a predicted model, not a curated record.